Messenger RNA from Pangasianodon hypophthalmus (striped catfish), 1410 nucleotides. RefSeq names its product paired box 4 (gene pax4). Lineage: Eukaryota; Metazoa; Chordata; Actinopteri; Siluriformes; Pangasiidae. Bases 71 to 706 code for a protein of 211 amino acids. Gene Ontology annotation, molecular function: DNA-binding transcription factor activity, RNA polymerase II-specific; RNA polymerase II cis-regulatory region sequence-specific DNA binding. Gene Ontology annotation, biological process: anatomical structure development; regulation of transcription by RNA polymerase II. The transcript has 4 exons. The record is from RefSeq and is a predicted model, not a curated record.
AGGCAGCUUGAAUCAGCUUGGAGGAAGGUUUGUCAAUGGCCGUCCUCUACCUGCACAUAAAAGGAAGCUGAUGAUAGAGCUGGCAUCAGAGGGCGUGCGCCCAUGUGACAUCUCCAGGAUUCUCAAGGUGUCAAGUGGAUGCGUCAGUAAGAUCUUACGCUGGUAUCGACGCACCGGUCUCUGGGUCCCCAAAGCCACCGGAGGCAGCAGACCAAGGCUCCUCACCCCUGAUGUGAUCUCUACUAUAGCACGGUACAAGCGUACCAGUCCAACACUUGCUGCAUGGGAGAUCCGCAAGAAGCUUUCAUUAGAGCAAGUGUGCAGAGCUGACAAAGUUCCUAGUGUGUCUUCUAUUAACCGCAUUCUAAAGAAGAUUCAGAAUGACUGGCACAUGGGAAAACACACAUACGGAGGUUUGGCAGAGCCACAUUCACUGGAAAGUAUAAAGUUCCCCAUAUCUCUGCCAGCAAACUGGCUCUCAGAGAGAAAGCCGCUGCCAGCAGUCAGCUGUUCAGACAACAGAAUCUCACUGGUUCAUCAGACAAGACUUUCUUCUCCUUUGGUUCAUAAUAUUGGAACCCCCAGUCACUGCAUCUCAGACAUGACAGCAGGUUUCCUAUUGGCUCAUAACAGAAAGGAGGAAGCUACAAACAGAUCAGCUUAUUUUACAGAAUGGGCUGCUCAUCCUUCAUUCUCUGGACAGUAGAUUUGAUUGGAAGGGUUUAUACUGGACAGAUGACAGAAUUAGGUAAAUUAUAGAAGAAUUGGAUGAGACAAUUACACGGGAAGGGAACAAGUACUCUUAUGUAACAGCAGAGGGCAGCAGAGUAAAUAAAUAACACCUACAUUUCAAAUUGAGAUUCCAGUCAGUCAGUCAGCUGUAUUGUAGACCCAAACACAUAGACAUACACAGUGACAGGGAAUCUGGUACCUAUAGGACCAUAAAGAAAGAACAAAAUAAUGCAGGAAUAGAAAGCUACACCGGACUACAUUAAGUGUAAAUUGUAUGAGAAAUGUAGUAGCAUGAUGGUGGUAACAAUCAAUACAUAUACCAAUAUACUACACGUUAACUACACAGAACAACACAGUAACUGGAUGGUAUAUGUUUUGGCUGUAAACAAUCAAUUUGUGCAGUUUACAAUCACCACUGGAUACCAUCAGUAAUGUACAGUUCUCCUUCUGGAAGUACUCCAUGAAAUAUUUAAAAAGUUUGACUGAAUAAAAUAAUGACACAAUAAAUAAACAACAAUGGAAUUGUGGUUUUGUUUGCCUAAAUAUUAAUUAAAAUGAUGUUUAAAUACUUAAUUGCUAACUAAUGGAAAUAUGCAAGCUGACCUUCUGAGAAGGCAUGACUAAUUCUGAUCAAGGUAUUUUGAGAAAAAGAGUCAUUAAAUAUGCAAGAGGAAACAA